Rattus norvegicus (Norway rat) is the source of this 1250-nucleotide messenger RNA. Its product is annotated as RIKEN cDNA 2010106E10 gene like. Bases 70 to 879 code for a protein of 269 amino acids. NCBI's taxonomy places the organism in Eukaryota, Metazoa, Chordata, Mammalia, Rodentia, Muridae. The record is from RefSeq and is marked validated. The transcript has 7 exons.
GGCUUUCGGAACGACAGGAGACCUAAGUUCAGUUGCUAACGCUGCUUAGGGUUCGGCUUUACUCUCAUAAUGGCAGAUUGCACAUUUAUGCUGACUCAAAUUCUGUUCAUCUCCUGGUUUUUGAUGGCGCAUUGCUCACAACCCAACUGUGCAUCUGUGGAAGACUUUAAAGAUUGCCUAGGAAACACAACAGGUUUCUGCCCAAAGUCUAUUGCUUGUGCAUGCAAGGAUGGCAAGCCUUUCUGCAAAUGUCCAAAUUUCAGAGGCCAGUGGGGAGACUACUGGUACAUGGGAGAGAAAUGUGAACAACUCUGGAACACUCUGGACCUGAUUUUAGUAGCAACAUUGCCUGGAAUAGCACUGGCUAUAAUCGUUGGUGUGGCAAUCCAGGUUAUCCAUUACUGUAAAGGGAAGUCAAAGAAGCAUGGAGAUCAUAACAGAGUGGAGAGGAGUAUGUCAGAACUUCGACCUCAGCAUAAUUCUGCAUAUGGUUUUGGUACUGAUAGAAAUCUUCCUCAACCUAAUCAAGGAGAGAAUCCACGGAGUUUAUUCCACCGGGAAGCCUUUCCUGGAACUUCAUUUGCUCCAUCAUCACAAUUAUCCAGAACAAAUUCCAACUUAAUUGCUCAAGAAUGCAAAGAAGGCAAUCUUUACGACUAUUCAGAUCUUAACUGGAAUGGCUCUCCAGGACCAAGUAAUCCUGCAGUAAACUACGAAAACAAUCGUUCACCAUCCAUGUACAUGAAGCCAAGCUUUGAUUUUUCCACAACUGGGGUCCCAAGAGCAGCGUAUCCUCCAAAAGAAACUAAAUAUUCAAUUUAUGAAGGAUCAGAAACUCCUUACAAAAUUGGUCGUGCAAACAUGAGAUCCAACUACUAAUUUCCUCACGGAAAAAAAUAAAUGUGUGUAAGCCUACAUACACCAAUCAUGUUAUAUACCAAAAAACUACAAAUAUGAUUUCCAUGGUCCAAUACUUUGUUUUUCUUAUAAUUAUGAUAAUUGUUUUCUUUAGGUUUUGGAUUUUUUUCUUUGCUAGCCCCUCUUGAUGACUGUAAUGCAAAACUUUUAUUUCUUCUAUCCAAUUCCAUUAACUCAUCAGAUGAAGAUAUUCAUUAUCUCCAAAAUUUGACACAAUAUCUGUGUAUUUAUUGAUUGGAUUCUUUAGUAUGUUUAGUGAAAUGAAAUAAAAAAUAAGUUUCAAACAAACUGUUUAUAAAAAUAAUAAUAAAAGAAACCGGUGAGUAAAGGCA